Brassica oleracea var. oleracea is the source of this 809-nucleotide messenger RNA. Its product is annotated as F-box/kelch-repeat protein At5g38670-like. The coding region runs from base 32 to 697 and encodes 221 amino acids. The record is from RefSeq and is a predicted model, not a curated record. Gene Ontology annotation, molecular function: protein binding. The transcript has a single exon. NCBI's taxonomy places the organism in Eukaryota, Viridiplantae, Streptophyta, Magnoliopsida, Brassicales, Brassicaceae.
UCUAUCUCUCUAAUUUCUUUCUCUUCCACGCAUGCCAGUGGAGCUAACUGAACUUUCUGCCAAGUUCCUUGAUCGCAAGAUAUAUGUACUCGGACGACGCUUCCAUCAAGAUGAUGGUUCCUGGAAGAGCUCCUUCGAGGUAUUCAACACAAACACCCAAACUUGGGAUCUCCCUUCCUGUGGUGGUUUUGAUAGCGCCAGAAUCAAUUAUCUUAUCGACGGAAAGCUCCAUGUGGUGACUUUAUUCGAUGGCGUGUUUGCUUUCGAUUCAAAGCAAUGUAGAUGGGACCUGGUUGAACAAUAUCCAAGCACGGGUAUUAUGUGCCCAGGUUCUUUCUGCGAGGUUGAUAAUGUUCUCUACUCUGUUUCUGAAGACGGUGCUCUGACAUGGUAUGACUCCGACAACACAAGCUGGAGAGAUUUGAACGGUUUGGUAGCCCUACCUAAGUUGCCUAGUCCUCUUGAUGGUUAUGUUUCUUAUGUUAAACUGACGGGUUACGGUGGUGGAAAGAUGAUGGUUUUCUGGAAUUGCAAUUUCAGUACUCACCGCCUGUUUCAAAGGGAGACCAUAUAUUGUGCCGAGAUAGCCCUUGAAAGACGCAAUGGAGAUUGUUGGGGCAAACUUGAGUGGUUUGAUACUAUGCUCACAGUCCCUGUGGAAACCCAGUUCGUUAAGGUUCUUGCUGUAACGCUUUGAAUGAUGAUGAUGAUGAAUGUGGUGGUGUCUUUCUUUAACCCUUUAUUUUGUUUUGGAAUGGCUUUUUCAAAAUUCUAAUUAAGUCUCUCUGCUCCUUGUUCUCUUUUACAUC